AAUGCUCCUCGCUGCGGUUUGAUCGAGGCCGCGGCCCCCCGAACCCUCGCCUCGCCUCCCCCUCCCGCCGCCGUCAUGGACGACGACCGCGACCACGACCAGGACCCCGAUGCGUCGUCGCCGGCCGCGCCGUGGCGGCGGUCCGUGAAGCGGAAGCUGGGCGCGGAGGCGGGGGACGAGGCGGGCCCCGCGGCGCGGGUCGAGGCGGAGGACGAGCGCGCGGCGCUGCGGGAGGCGGCGGCGGCGGCCCAGUCCACGGCGUCGGCGCUGCGGGUCGAGGUCGAGGAGGAGCGCCUCGCCGCGGCCAGCGCCGCCAGCGAGGCCAUGGCCAUGAUGCUCCGCCUGCAGCGCGACAAGGCCGAGGUCCAGAUGGAGCUCCGCCAGUUCCGCCGUUUCGCCGACGAGAAGAUGGCGCUCGACGCCGCCGAAAUCGACCAGCUCCGCGCGCUCCUCGCCCAGCGCGCGCGCCGCCUGCUGCGCCUGCGCUCCAGGCUCCGCGAGUACAGGCUGCAGUGCCUCCACCUCGGCAUCCCGCUUCCCGAGGGCGAGGACCUCGUCGCCCAGAACGCCGCCGAGGAGGAGGAGGAGGACCUCCUCCUGCUCGAGGGCGAGGAGGGCUACAUCGUUGGCGAUGGAGGGUACUACUACCCUGAGCUCCGCUGCAACGACGGGGAGUACUACUACGAGGACGGGCGGGAGGAAGAGGACGUGGUUGCCCUCGAUCUGGAGCGCCGGAUCUGCCUUCUCGAACACGAUCAGGAACCUCGCCUGCUUGAGCCACCGCAUGAGAAAGAGGAAGGUACCCACCUUUACACAGAUGAAGUGUUGCCGGACAUGUCUGAACAUGAACUGGGUGGCCUCUAUGCCGACGAGAUGUUAUCUAAGGAGGAUGUGGAAACAAUGAACAACCUCCACAAUGAUGAUGAAGAACUGCCAGAGUCGCCUACUGCUGGAAAUGAUGACGGGGAGGAAGCAAGCGAGGCUGACGGUGCUGACAGUGUAAGUGGCAGUGGCAGUGAUAGGGUAUACACCAUUGACAAGGUGCAUCAAGGUGCAGCAAUGCCUAUUGCAAGGGUCGUGGAUAAGUACCAAGGGGAGGCAGUGGAGCCGGACAUUAAGAAGCUUUACAUGAGGCUGGAGGCACUGGAGGCCGAUAGGGAGUCGAUGAGGCAGGCCCUUGUGGCAAUGCGCACAGAGAAGGCACAACUUGUGCUUCUUCGUGAGAUUGCGCAGCAGCUUGCCAAAGAUGGAGUUCCAGUUGGGCCGGGAGCUGGGGCGGGGCCAGGUGUACACCAUUUGCCUAGAAAACACGCAGUUGGGAUUGUAGAAAGGAGAUUCACAGAGGACAAGAAGGCGAUACUUGUGAAGACAUUUUCCAUGGCUGCCUUGUUCAAGUGGAUCCUCGCUUUAUUGGGCAAGAAAAAGAAGCUAUCUCAAAGCAGGUAUACUUUUGGCUUAACAAAUAAUAAUGUUGGUUUGCUCAUACUCUUGGAUAAGUGCCCACGGAUCCAGAAAACCCUCACAAGAACAAAGUUAAACCUUGCCGAAAGAAGCAGCAGCAGCUGUACAAUGUAAAUAGAUAGCUUUCAGUUGGGAAGAUUGCAUUUCUUUUGUUAAUGUUUGGUGGAGCGAAAGUUCUUUU
Zea mays is the source of this 1642-nucleotide messenger RNA. RefSeq lists its product as uncharacterized. The transcript has 3 exons. Bases 76 to 1575 code for a protein of 499 amino acids. Lineage: Eukaryota; Viridiplantae; Streptophyta; Magnoliopsida; Poales; Poaceae. The record is from RefSeq and is marked validated.